Diprion similis is the source of this 1437-nucleotide messenger RNA. RefSeq names its product kin of IRRE-like protein 1. Gene Ontology annotation, biological process: synapse organization. Lineage: Eukaryota; Metazoa; Arthropoda; Insecta; Hymenoptera; Diprionidae. The record is from RefSeq and is a predicted model, not a curated record. Gene Ontology annotation, cellular component: neuron projection membrane. The transcript is spliced from 6 exons. Bases 451 to 1257 code for a protein of 268 amino acids.
CCGGUGCGGUGGAGGAUGAAAUAAAGGAGCGAGAAAUAUCGGGAUAAAAUGAAUCCUGAAUGAACAAAUGUGGCUGGCUUUUGCGAUUGUGUGGUCCUGCGCGGCGAAGAUACUACCGACAAAAGCUGCCGUCCUCCUUCCAUCCCAGCAUCCAGAUGAUGCGCGUAUAAGUAUAUCAGUCGGUUGGUACUGCUGAUUCUGAGCCGAAAAGAGGACGGGGGGAGGAGGUGCUCUCAAAGCGUUCACGUGGAAACUCGGAAUGCCCAGUGGGGCUCGUAAACCCUUAAAACUCUGGGAAGCUCGCAGAAAAGUCCGAGCUUUUGGACCUAAAGCUUUUGUGAAAUCUAUAACCCUCUUGACCAUGGCUCCACCCAAACUCUGGAGCUUGAGAGAUAAUCGCACCAGGACUUAAAAAAUACGGACUUAGCUGGUUGCCUCUGCGCAGACACGAUGACCGUGAUACGCGGUGGAGAACAACAUUUGUCGUCGUCGAACGAUUUUCGAAAGAACCCGGAGAGGAGCUUCGAGCCUGAAUUCGACUUAGGCGUCGUCACCAACGUCACCAGCCUCGCUGGCCAAACUGCCUAUCUCACCUGUCGGAUAAAAAACCUGGGAAACAGAACGGUUUCCUGGGUGCGGCACAGGGACAUCCACAUCCUGACUACCGGAACCUACACCUACACGAGUGACCAGCGGUUCCAGGCGCUGCACCGGCCACUGGCGACCGGUUCCGGGGGAAAAUCCUGGUCAGAGUGGACCCUUUGCAUAAAGUGGGUCCAGGAACGGGACUCAGGGAUAUACGAGUGCCAGUUAUCAACUGCACCGGUCACUUCGCACGCCUUUCGGCUCAGCGUUGUAGUUCCGAUGGCAAGGAUACUGAGUGGUCCGGAUCUCUACGUCGAUGCUGGUAGCACGUUGAAUCUGACCUGCGUCAUCGAAUUGAGUCCCAAACCGCUGGAGUACAUUUUCUGGUACUACAAUCAAAAGGUGUUGAACUACGACAGUCCACAUAGCCGGAAAUUCGUUUACACGGAGAGGGAAAACGAAGUGACGACGUCAACACUUUUGAUAAAAUCAACUGACCAGGAAGAUUCCGGUGAAUACAGCUGCAGGCCAAGCAACUCGAAGAAAGCGAGUGUCCGUGUUCACGUUUUGAACGGCGAACGCUUGGAAGCGAUGCAGACCGGCGGGGCUGCCGUCCCCGUUUUAAGUCUCCUGCUAAUUGUACUGUCAUCUUCAAGCAACGGGUUCAGCUAAGAACCGCCAAUGUUUUCCCAGGAUAACACGUAGACGUGAAUGCAGCUCGUCCGAAGUGUCCCUUUUAGAACUUUGAUAUUUUUUGAGAGAUGAAUAAUUUUCGCCGAUUUCUCAUCUUCACAUUUCUUGCGCAAUCCGCGUCUGUCUCGCUCUUUAAUUCUCGCUAAGCAGAAACUGGAG